AUGGAAAAAGUCAAGAGUAAACCCACUGCAGAAAAUUCACGGAAUUUUACAGUGCUAGAGGAAAUAGAUAAUUUAAAACCAACUGAAGAAGAAGUCAGGUUAUAUGCCAAGGGACUUGGGAUAGACCCUGAUAAAGAGGAAUAUUUGCUUCCUAUAGCUCUAGAGGGGGUUUCAGCUCCCCUUCCUAUUGGAUGGCAAGCACUGAGGAGUCGAGAUGGUUCGAUCGUAUAUCAACAAACUCAGUCUGGGAUUGUGGUCUAUGAACAUCCACAGGAUUCACUAUACCGAGCGAAAGUUGCCGAGGCUAGGAAGAUAAAAAUGAAUUCUCUGACCGAUCAGACGGAAUCUAAAACAGUUUAUCAACAACUCCCCGAACCUAAGCCAAGCAAAGGCAAUUCGAGUUUUAAAAUUCCACUUUUUCCUCCCGCUCACAACGAUAGUAAUUCUGGAUCGGGAUCUAUACUUUCUCUUUCGAAUUCAAAUAUGCCUCAUGUUCAGUCUUCUCCCACAGCCAAAAAAACCCCAGUGGCAAAAAAAGUGUUAGUCGAGCGAAAUACAAAUUCCAAAUCUACUCGUAAUUCUUUAAACAGAUCUCACAUGAAUGAAAACAGUCCAAAUAUUGAUAAACUGGCUGAUCGGUUCAGUGAUGAGGUCCGAGUGUCAGUUCCCAGUGAUGCCGAGAAUUAUCAACAUAACUGUCAUACUCAUACGCCUUUAUCGACCAAACGUCAACGACCGAAAGUUGAUUUCAAAUGCACACGAAAAAUUUUCGAAAAUGACGAAAAUGGUUGUGCCUCCUCUCUCUUUUCUCCCCAAGAUAUUCGGAAUAAUCGUCAACACUUCUCUCCCCUCACUCCGGGUUUUCAUCAUCGGGGUCUUCUACAUGAUAUCCCUCCAAUCGAUAGAUCUUACGGUGUGGAAUUUGAUAGCAAUGCCAGCUUGCGUUACCUCCAUGAAGAACAGGCACGUAUCCAUGACAAGAUCGCUGUCUUGAAGCUUACUUACAAGGCUUACAAAGCUCGAUUGGCAAGUAUUAGUUCUAGCAUUAGUAUGAUUCGGUCGACUAGAACCGCUGCAAUGUUAGCUGCUGGAAAUUUCUCUAACUCUCGCAUGUCUCCUCUCUCUAACAAUAGAUGUCACUCGCCUUCCUUCCAUUUUCGUCAUAGAUCUCAUUCAACCAUGUCGCGGCACCCAGCAACGGUUGCUGCUAGUGUUAUUUCACCGGCCGCUUCGACGGCGUCAGAUAGUCAUCAGAAACCAUUAUAUAAUCACCAACAAGUUCAACAGAUACGUCGUGGAGAUGAUCGUGACCGAAGAUUCUCCAUUCAGAAUUUGACCUCUUCAAGGAAAACUCCCAAAAGUGCCCUGUAA
Molecule: messenger RNA, 1371 nt
Organism: Rodentolepis nana
Lineage: Eukaryota; Metazoa; Platyhelminthes; Cestoda; Cyclophyllidea; Hymenolepididae
Source: the annotation of a GenBank genome assembly